Triticum turgidum subsp. durum (durum wheat) is the source of this 1362-nucleotide messenger RNA. Lineage: Eukaryota; Viridiplantae; Streptophyta; Magnoliopsida; Poales; Poaceae. The record is from the annotation of a GenBank genome assembly.
AUGGUUGGCGACCUCUCCCUCCUCGCCUCCGCCUCCGCCUCCCCCGUCAUCCUCGCGCCCUCCAAGGAGCUCCAUGGCGUCCUGCCGUUCCAGGGGAAGAGGUCCCAGCAGGACGCGGGGAGAAGCGCCGCCGUGCAGCUCUCCCCGCAGCAGCACCUCCUCGAGGGCGCCUACCAGGCGCAGCAGCCCCUGCAGAUGAUGGUCCCCGGGAUCGGCCAGGCUGCCGCCGCUGCCUACCAGACCUUCGACAGCGCCGCGCUCAUCGACGUGCAAGAUUCCCACCCCGAUUCGGUUCGACUUAGCCUUGGGAUUGCUGAGCAGUGUGCAAGGCAAGAGAAAAUCCUAAAGUUUCUAAUGUCAGGUUCUGAUGUCAAAGAACUUGAUGCCUCUUUGCUUACUGAAUUUACGGGACAUCAGAUGCUAUCAGCUAAUAUGGGUGGUCAACCAUAUUUCUCUGAUGAUAAGUUAUCUGUCUAUGAGUUUGGAUUGGAGGAGCCUCUGCAGUAUCUAGCAAAAAAUCAACUUAUCAUCCCUGAUGACAAGUUAUCCAUCUAUGAGUUUGGAUUGGAGGAGCCUCUGCAGUAUCUAUCAGAAAAUCAACUUAUCAUCCCUGAUCCACUUUUGGAAUUUGCUCAGUCCCAAGGUGCCCUUGCUAUAGAUGAAAAUGGCCGGGUCAUCUUCACUGGCAGUGGAGACGAGAUGAGAGACUUACUUUCGGUUUUCUUAGAGUUCAAUGUACCUAAACGAGAAGCAAGUGGUUGCAAGGCUGCAUAUUUAGUUCCAUACUUCGACAGGAAAAGGGGCCGAAAUAGUAGUCAAUCCAAUUCAAAAUCAGCAAGCACCGCAGUUGAUGCUCCAAAAAGCAAUGCAAAUGUGAAAGCAAAAUCUCCAUCGAAGAAGAAACAGAAAGGAAAAACCAUCAAUGAACGUGACAUGUAUCAGAACAAUUAUUUCCAUGCCAGCGAAGCUUUUUUCUCAAUCCUUUUGGACAAGGACAGAAGCAGCUCGACAAUUCUCUCACUGAAGAAAGCAGGCCCUGAGAUCACUGAACUGUUGACACAGUGCUCAAUUGGCAUUGCUGGAACUGGCCUGGCUGUUCUUCUGUCGGUCGUGUGCAAGGUUGCUAUCGGCGGGAGGACUCCUUUUGCCGCCACCCGUCUUCUGCACACAGGCGUUGGGUUUGGGCUCUUCUGGCUCUCCCAUGCGGUAAAUGGAUUGCGGGACACAAUCACCAGUGUAUUCAGAGGCCCGGUUGACACAAAGUUGGAGGAUGAGGUUGCCGUGAAGAUACAAAGAAGCAUGAACGAUAUUCUCUUCAGGGCCGUAAGUCUCCUGGCAAUCACUGCUUUGAGGUUUGCAUGA